Tremella mesenterica DSM 1558 is the source of this 3789-nucleotide messenger RNA. RefSeq lists its product as uncharacterized. NCBI's taxonomy places the organism in Eukaryota, Fungi, Basidiomycota, Tremellomycetes, Tremellales, Tremellaceae. The record is from RefSeq and is a predicted model, not a curated record. The transcript has 9 exons. Gene Ontology annotation, molecular function: calcium-activated cation channel activity. Bases 1 to 3789 code for a protein of 1262 amino acids. Gene Ontology annotation, cellular component: plasma membrane.
AUGGGCGUCAUAGCUUUUGACAUCCACGAUAUCUGUCACGUCGCACCGCCUUUGACACCUGAAGUCUUCCGAUUACCGACGCUGGUCGCUCGCUCGUCUUUGAGCGCUCAAAGCGCCGUAACGACCACAAGUAGCAUAAUUCCAGGUAUCAUACCAGCCACUGCAACUCGUGCUCCGAUCAGCCAAGCUACCUCAACAGCAGCACGAUCGUCCCGUAUCAUCUCAGCUUCAAGUCUACGCUCGAGCUCCUCGACACCUACCUCUUCCUUUUCGGCCUCUCUAGUCAGCCCGACCAGCGCGUCAAUCCAGUCAGUCAGCACCAGCUCAGUAGCCAGAGUAGCGCAGGCGGCUACUUCUCUAAAUCGAUGUGCGGGAGACUGGGAUUGGCAGGCAUGGGGUGCUAUCUCAGCUCUCAUCUUUGGAGCAGUCAUUGGAGGCCUACUAUGGCUCCUGUGGGGAUUGCUACGGCUGCGCUUGCCCGCAUUGUACUCCCCACGGACGUGGUUCGUAGAUCCUAGCGCUCGUCCGUCUCGAACAUGGUCAUUCACAGGCUUUGUGUUGCCUUUCUUGCAUAUGCCCUCGCUUUCCUCCGAUGGCCCUCUUUCCGCCGCUUCCGCCUCUCUCCCUUCAAUCUUCACUGCACUCAAACUCACCGCUUUAGCUUCUCUCCUCGCUUUGGCAGCUGGGUUACCCUUGAUUUCCGCCGGCGUCCCUUGUCUAUCUCAAACAUCACCCCAAAACCCCCUCGGCGGACGACUGGGUACCCUCACCGACCUUUCGCUCCUUAGCCUACUCAAUGCUCUUGAUCCCAGUCCCGACUCACCUAGCAUAUCCUCUCUCCUCCACCUUCCCCCAGUACGACGCGCCUUGCCGUCGACCAUACGACCGGUCGUAGAUUCUGCACGCGCUCGACUAAUCGUGCUGCUCGUCAUUAUCGUUGUCCUAGCAGUCGGCGGGGGCCUUUUUGUCAUCUUCAGGACUUACAGAUCACUUGCUCGCUAUCGGAGACAUUUCGAAAAUGACAUCUGCAAUGGACUAGACAUGGUAUUCAUCUCGUCACGCGACGCUCCUGGAUGGUUGGGAAAGUCUGAAGAAAGGCUCAAACGGUGGUUUCGAGACAACGCAACCGUCGGAGAAGGUGACAAUAGCAAGGAUCUCGAUGUUAUUGGGGUUUUUGCCGUUCCUGACACUACCGAUCUGCGUCUCAAAGUCGCGGAGAGAGAGAAGGCCCUACUCGAGCUCGAAACCAGUGAAAGCGUUUACAUCAAGACCCAUAAACUUGACAUCGACCCCGCGCAACCUGUGACCGAGCCCAGAGAAGCCGUCUGGUGGGCGUCCGGAUCUUCGCCUGCCCGUCCGAUCCCUCCAACUAUCUCCGAACCGUCCCCAGAAGAAAACCUUACAGCGUCUCCAAGAGGAUAUCACAGGCUGUCUACCGGACGACGGAGCUCGCAGCUUGACCCCGCUUCCCCCACCUCCCCCAGACCUCAGAACCUUGGCAUCGAAACCCGGUUCCACGAAAUCAAUCGGGAUUCUGCUGUUUAUGGGGGACGUUUCGAGAUAGGACAGCGAAUCAAAAGGAAUGAACAAGGAGAAUGGGUAUCGGAUCCUUCGCCAGAUAGCGAGUCGACGAAUCCCUUGGGGUCAGGGCGGAGCGCGGAAUCGCAUGCUAGUCCAGAGUACGAGAGUCCCCCCGUCAGUGACGAGAAUAUCGGUCCUUCUCGGAAGUCUGGUGAAAACGUGCGUUGGGCGGUGGGUACGGCCGAAGGUGGUGCAUCUCAGAAUCGGCGGUCAGAGGAACGGAGCGUACAACGAAGUGCUAGUGCCAGAAGUAUACCCCAAUCUUCAUCCGAGAGUCCUCUAGGAGGGUCUGUGCCCGAAUCGGUCCUCCUUGACCCCGGGUCGGAUUUACUGCAAAGUAGAAAACGGUUCAAAGAUCUCGACACCGAGGUAGUUGGCCUGCAGCAACGAACUUUCUCAGCUACCGCCUCUGGGGCGCAUGUGGAGGGUUGGAUUCUCGUUGGCCACGGUGUGAGGUCGUUCCCUCAUGCGUGGGUUAUCGAGGGAAGGACUACAGAGGAUAUAUUGUGGGAGAAACUGUCUAAACAGUCGCGAGGAAGUUUGCUCUGGUACUGGAUAAAGAUCGGUCUGAUUGGAGCGGUGCUAUCUAUCAUAAUGGUACCAUUCAUAGCAUUGUCGGUUGGGACAGCUCCAGGCUUCUCACAUUAUCUGGGACUGUUGCGGCCUCUGGAGAGGAUCGACGGGCUGGGUUCUGGGCUGGCGGAGGGGUUGGCGCCAGCCAUGGCAUUAUUUUUGGCUGUUAGUCUGGCUAUCUUUACCACGAACCCCUUCAAAGGCACAUUCUAUCUCUUAUUGUGGUCCGUGAUCUGGCUGGUGACUGUUGCCUCGUUGGAAUAUUCUGUUCAGGGGUUUGUUUCCCAUGUUCAGGAGGGGAGAACAGUCGGUGAUGGGGCUAUUUUCUCCACUUGGUUCAUAUUCGUUUUAUUACUAGAUGUCGCUAUAAUCGUUCCUGCCAUCUACCUCCUCCGACCUUAUCAAUUAAUUCGAUACUUGUCAAAACGUCGUUCCGCUCGGACCCCGCGUGAGAAAUUCAGAUUAAAUCUUCCGUCAUCUUUCAACCCAUCUUACGCCUUUGCUCCCAUCUUCCUCGCUGUGUUUUAUGCCAAUUCUCUUCUCUUCCUCUUUCCUCUACUCUCUAUCCCAAUAAUUUUGCUUCUUUUCCUCUCUUUCAUCGCUAUUCGACACUCGAGUGAGUAUGUGAACGUAGACCGUACCGGAACCUACGCCUUUGCGCGACUAUUACUGUGGACCCUCCGGCGAUUUGGCUGGACUCUCGCCAUCCAACCUCUCAUAUACGGUCUCAUACUUGUCUCACGCCGUGAAUGGGCCAUCGGGGGCGUCUCACUCGGUUGUGCUCUUCUCACCAUCAUCAUUUCCGAAAUCGUCACCGUCGGACUUCAUUCCCACAAACGAAGAACCUCUCCUGGAGUUUCCGCUGCUAUAGAAGAUGUAUCAAGGUCAAUGGUUUCGAUGACGGCUUCACCGGAGAAAACGAUACAACAUAGGAUUUCCGAUUCAUCAAUGUUACAACGAGUCGCAGCUCUACUUCCUGGGUAUUCUAGACUACCGGAAGAUUGUCCGGUCCCUCUGAAGACGGAAUGGAUAGAUGAUAUCUUUCGCACUGAAAAAGCUUCCUAUGCUUCUCCAGAUUUCUCUUCACAUCAUUCAAAAUCUUCAUCAAAUGUUCAUUCUCACCCUCAUACCUCUUCGCCUCCUCCACACGCCUCGUCUUCAUCUCCUACAUCUCACACACCACCCCAAUCUCGAUCGCCCACUGUUGCGCAGGAUAGGUUCCUAUACGACCCCUCGGAGUCAUUACGAGGACUCGUCUACCCACCUGAACUCGUCGCUCCCACACCGGUGAUUUGGUUACCGAAUGGAAGAGGCGGAGAAACUCAAGCGAACGAAUUGAUGAGACAAGGUUUGGUAGCUAUUGUCGAUCCUUCUCAUCAACAUCCUUCGAGACAUUAUUCUGAAUCAGAGAAACGUAUUUCCGAUCCUACCGGUCCCACUUCACUUGACAUCCACCAAUCACAUUUAACUGUGUCAAGGAACGAGCCUCGAACUCCUAGGAGAAGCGAUACGAGAGGUAGUAGAUCUUCCAGACGGAGAAUCAUACACGAAGAUGUCGGAGAAGAAGAGAGGAGGGAAAGAGAACCUGCUUCUCCGGCUGAAGAAGCAGUUUCACCUUUACUAGUACGAACUUGA